Myzus persicae (green peach aphid) is the source of this 542-nucleotide messenger RNA. RefSeq lists its product as uncharacterized. Lineage: Eukaryota; Metazoa; Arthropoda; Insecta; Hemiptera; Aphididae. The record is from RefSeq and is a predicted model, not a curated record. The transcript has 2 exons. Bases 70 to 405 code for a protein of 111 amino acids.
CGGUAUAAAGAAUCCAAGUUUUUGUCCCGGUUUGAAAAUAUAGUCGUUCAGGUAAAAGAAAUAUUAAACAUGUGUGGCAGCUAUGAACAAAAUCCAUUGUAUAGCAUUGAAUUUCACAACGAUAUCAUGGGGUCUAUCAUUCCAGUGAUUCCAAUGUGGACAGGUGUGAUGCGGUUCAAAGUAUUUGGGUCAACGGACAGAGCAAGCAAUGCUCCAGCAGAGAGUUGGUUUGGAGAUUUAAAAACACACAAAAAGUGCCGGCGCAUGAAAUGUGGAAGAUUUGUUCAAUUGACUAGGAGUAUUAUAUUGAGUAAAUGUAAAGAAGUUCUGCUAGAUAUACCAUCAAAUAAUAUUGUGCUCUUCCUGCAGUUCAAAAUAAACAAAAAAAAACUCCAGUUUUGUUGAAAACAAUGCUAAGGUUGUGUGGAAAUCUGUUAAAUUGUGAAUUUCAGAAUAGAAUAAUAUUCAUUAAACUUGCAUUACUAACUAUCAACAUAUAAUUUGUAUAAGACUUAUAAAACCAGAUUUAACUUGCCAUCCAA